Molecule: messenger RNA, 2879 nt
Organism: Dendroctonus ponderosae (mountain pine beetle)
Lineage: Eukaryota; Metazoa; Arthropoda; Insecta; Coleoptera; Curculionidae
Product: pseudouridine-5'-phosphatase-like
Exons: 1
Coding region: 2011-2733 (240 amino acids)
Molecular function (GO): phosphatase activity
Source: RefSeq, a predicted model, not a curated record
UAGACAAAUUCUUAAAUUAAUUCUAAUUCUUUAUGGUGUUGAAAUACAUAUGACUAGUACAAACAUAUCGAUUAUAUCACUCAAAGCACAGGUAGCUUUAAGAUAAUAGACAGCGAUAUCAAAUAAUAUUGUGCAUUUAGGUGCAAGUUACUUCAUCAUUAGUUUUUAAAAAUACCGAGAAUAAAACUCCCUUUACCAAAUUUUACACAGAUGGAAUACUACCAUAUAAGCAUAUAAGCCAUAUACUUCUAGAGAUUGAGAUAUUAGGUUUUAGUGAGGGAAUAAAGCUACAUAGUUAUUUACGAGAAUUACUAUUAAAUCAGUGUAGGUAGUAAGAACAUACAACAGAAAACAAAAAGUGGCAGAAAUGAAGAGAUUUAUGUUAUGUCUUUCCUCUAUACGAAUUUAUAAGUAAGUAGUUUAAUGUUCAGCUCUGUAUUUAGAUUAAUUCAUAGAUAGAUUGUUUCUAAUUCACAAAUAGAAACUGAGAAUACUUUAAUAAUAUUCUACUCAAUUAGGAAUGAAUCGAGGGAUAAAAGUGGCUUAACACGUUCUCUUAUGGAAAGACAUACAAACAAUACAAUAAAUCGGAAAAAUAAUUACUUAUAACUUAUAAAUAUGAGAUAUUUUUGAGUCAACUUAAAAUGAAAAAGAUAUUCAGAGUAAAGAAAAAGAGUAAGUAAAAAGGCUUAACUGCAAAAGCAUCUUAUGAGAACAAAAAUGUAAAUCGUAACCCUAAAACUACUUAAACAAUAGGAAUAAAUGGGAAAACAUUCGACACAUUUGAGUAACUUCUUUGAGAAAAACAUUGAACUAAUCUUACCGGAUGUAAUAUAGGACUAGUAAAAUAUACAUGGUGUCAUAUAGCUUAAAUACGACUUGUUUUGUGAAACUUUCGUCUUCUAAUAUCAGUAACUACAAACAUUGAACAGUGUAAAUACAUCCUGUAAACAGGAUGUUGGCCAACUAAAGCACUAAAUAAAAAAAAUCAAGUCGUACGUAUAUUAGUCUUAAACAUACAACUAAAUAAAGAUAUUUCUCGGAAUUGGCUCCCGGGAGAUAUUAGAUAUAAUUAAAAAUUAUAAGUAAUUUCUUCGUGCUUAGCUUAGGUAUUGUGGCUGUUAUACGCCAAUCAAUUCAAUAUCAUUAAUAUAAUAUGGCAUGUGUGCGCUUUUGGCGACAUAUGACUAGGAAUGUUGGGAACUUAUCUAACAUUAAAAUAGUCUUAUCACAUUCAAUGAUAUCGAAAAGACAAAGCAGCAAAAGUGCAGAAUCAAGAAGAAACGUUAAAAAUUGGAGUUUUAGGUAAAUCGUAACUGUAAAAUAAUUUUAAAACGUUGGACAACACUUAAGGCAAUUAGUUUAUAGUUUUACGGGUACAUUGAUAAGGACCAUGUUUAAUAAUUUUGCUUGUACUUGACUUUCUAGCUUAAUAUACAGGGUGUACCAGAGAUGCAGAGAUGGCCAUUAUUUUCUACGAAUUUAUCGAACGUAAGUAAAAUGCUCUGAAUAAAUUAGUGUCGUCCAAAAUUGUGCAGUUUGUUUCUUGACUAGCGAUAGAGAGAAGACAUUUUUAGAGAGAAAGAGUAUUUUUAAAAUAAAUUUCUUGUUAAUUGAUUUUCGAUUUAAAAUUGUUAGAAAUUAUGGCAUAUUCCACAUCGCUUGCUUUUUACAUACAAUUCUGAAGCGAAAGUGUAUGAAAUAUAGUAUGAGCGAUAACAGGAGUAAUUACAGUUACCAAAAUUUGUAAGUAUAGGAAAACUAAAAAUUAUUUUUUAUAGAUAUAAAAUCAACCAACUAAAGUCAAUCCAGAAAACUCCAACAGUAAGACAAUUGUUUGUUUCUUAAUUUUACUUGCUUUAAAUUGUAAUUUGUACCACACAAAUGGCAAUAUAUUAUUCAAAUUUUCAGGUGGAGCAGGUGGAGCACCUAUUUACAAUUUUAUUGACAUUGAAGUCAAGGAAUUCGAAAAAUCUUAUUUUAAAAUUAACAAGUGCAUAGAUCGUUUUAAUGAAACGACAAUGUUCGCAAUGUUUAGCCAGUCGUGUUGAGAGGCAAUUCAAACCGGUCACGCAUGUUAUCUUCGAUUUAGACGGGGUGAUUAUAGAUUCCGAAAAAAUAUACAAAAAAGCUUUUCAGAAAACAGUUGAGGAUUAUGGCCAGACAUUCACUGAUGCCUCUUACCGAAUGAUGUCCGGACGUACAGGUGCAAACGUCGCUAAAAUUACCAUAAAGGAAUACAAUCUAAACGUUUUGCCAGCGGAUUUAAUCAACAAAUAUCGCGGAUAUUCAUACCCUGCCCUGAUCAAUGUUGAGCUUCUUCCAGGUGUUGAGAGACUAAUCAAACACCUGUACCAACACCAUGUACCGAUUGCUAUAGCGACAUCAUCCGCAAAGGAAUCGUUCAUGAUGAAAACAAGACGAUUUGGACAUUUAAUAAAUCUGUUCGACCACAUAGUUUGCGGUGGCGAUCCGGAAGUGAAAACCGGCAAACCAGAUCCGGACAUUUAUUUAGUGUGUGCUUCCAGAUUUGCACAAAAGCCUCAUCCUUCAAAAUGUUUGGUCUUUGAAGAUUCAGAAAUAGGACUGAGGGCUGCAUUGAGUGCUAACAUGCAAGUGGUUUUGACACCAAACGAAACCGUUCCGGAAGAAAUUUGGGCGCUCGCCACUUUAAAAAUCGAGUCACUUGAAGUCUUUGCACCCGAUUUGUUUGGCUUGCCAGCGUUUACUUAGAGUGAAGGCGUCCAAAAGCAAAGUAGCAAUUCCGCAAAUCAAAUUAUUCAAUCCGAACAGAAAGAUAUUAUCACCUGCUACACCUGUUUUUCCUUUAAAUAGUAGAUAUUAAAAAUGCGAUAAUAAACAACACCAUAUUGUUUUAG